AUGGUGCAGACAUAUGGUGUAGCCCCCACCAACGAACGUGAGAAUGUAGGCCUUGAUACCGGAGAGAGCGAUGCAUUGCUAGGUGCAGAGGCGAGCACAAGUCGUCCGAAGAGGGAUGGGCAUGCAAGUAUAGUAAGCUCUGUGGGAAAUCUAGCGAAUACCAUCAUCGGAAGCGGGAUGCUUACUUUCCCUCUGGCGAUGGCGUCCGCGGGCAUAGUUCCAGGCAUCAUCACAUGUAUGUUUUCUGGAAGCGCAGCCGCCUUCGGUCUUUACCUGCUGUCGUUGUGCGCGGUCAAGGCGCCACAUCGUAGAGCUUCAUUCUUCGCUGUUUCAGAACUGACAUUCCCUCGCGCCGCGGUUUUCUUUGACGCUGCCAUUGCUAUCAAGUGUUUUGGCGUAUCCAUCAGCUACUUGAUCAUCAUCAAGUCCCUUAUGCCCAACGUUGUUGCUGCUUUAUACCAUGACCUCGCUUCUACAGUCCCCCCUGUCUGGGCACAGUCAGGACGUAUUUGGAUUACAGUCAUUGGAGCAAUCUUGUUUCCCUUGUCAUUCCUUCGCAAGAUAGACAGUCUCAGGCACACGAGUUAUGUGGCUUUAUUUUCUGUCGCAUACCUACUGGUAGUGGUAGUUGUCUGCUACUUUUCUCCAAUCAGCGACACCCAGGCCCCCGGAGAUAUCCACCUGAUUCAUUUCACACCUAGUUUUGUCUCCACUUUUCCGGUGCAAGUCUUCGCAUUCACAUGCGCACAGAACAUAUUCCCAAUAUUCAACGAGAUAUCUUCUAAUUCCCAAGCACGGAUGAAUCUCGUCAUUGGAACCUCGAUCGGAUCGGCAGCAAUUAUAUACGAGAUUAUAGGUGUUUUCGGAUAUCUCACUUUCGGUUCAAAAGUUGGUGCCAACAUUAUCGCGAUGUACCCAUCCACGUCGCUCUUCAUUGCUGUUGGACAAUUGGCUAUCGCUAUUUUGGUUAUGUUCUCGUAUCCCCUCCAGGUGCAUCCAUGUCGCAACUGUCUAGACAAGGUAUUCUCAUUUGGCCAUAUUGCGAAACAAGCUACCGAUAGCGAAGACGAAAUGAUUGAAGACGAUCACGGCAGUGGCCAUGAAAUGAGCACCCUCAAACAUGCACUCCUUACGAUUGCCGUCGUCGUUGGUGGGUUCAGCAUUGCGUACUUUGUCGACGACCUACAGAUGGUUCUGUCGUUUGUCGGCUCGACUGGAUCGACCACAAUCUCCUUUAUCUUACCGGGCUUGUUCUACUGGAAGUUGUCACGCAAUGACCCCAGCACAAAUCGGACACUGUCGAAGGCAUCCCUCGGACUAGCGCUAUACGGUAUCUUCGUCUUCAUUUUCUGGUGA
This is a messenger RNA of Fibroporia radiculosa, 1356 nucleotides long. RefSeq lists its product as uncharacterized. The coding region runs from base 1 to 1356 and encodes 451 amino acids. Gene Ontology annotation, biological process: amino acid transmembrane transport. Gene Ontology annotation, molecular function: L-arginine transmembrane transporter activity; L-tyrosine transmembrane transporter activity; L-histidine transmembrane transporter activity. The transcript has 9 exons. Lineage: Eukaryota; Fungi; Basidiomycota; Agaricomycetes; Polyporales; Fibroporiaceae. The record is from RefSeq and is a predicted model, not a curated record. Gene Ontology annotation, cellular component: fungal-type vacuole membrane.